AACAAGUUUAGCAAGUCAUAGCAAGUUACAGAGGACCUACAGUAGUAGUGUCUGCUAAAAAUGGCUAAAAUACCUGACGUUUCCAGCUUUGGAUCAAUGGAUUCCCUUCCAGAGUUGAGGAUGGUGUUAAUAGGAGGAGAAGAGGAGAGCAAAAGCUCCAAUGUUAAAAGUUCAACUGGAAACUUCAUUUUGGGCCAGGAGGUUUUUGACAUGAGCAGAAGAACAGCUCAGAGUGAAGCAAGGCAGACGGAAAUACUCGGUAGACGAGUUACAGUGGUUGAUACACCUGGCUGGCUGUGGUCUCAUAUGCGAGAAGACACCCCAAAACUGGAUCAAAUAGAAAUCCAGAACAGUGUUCAUCUGUGUCCCCCAGGACCUCAUGUCUUCCUUCUGGUCAUUGAUGUCGAAUCAAAUUUAUGCCAGCAUGUACAGCAAUCACUUAUGGAGCACCUGGAACUUUUCAGUUGUGAUGUUUUCCCUCACACUAUUGUGAUUUUCACCACAGUCACUUCGGAUAGUGAUAAAAAGAUAGAAUCCAAAAUCCAAAGAACUCCAGCCUUGCAGUGGAUCCUUCAACAAUGUGGAAACAGAAAGCAUGUUCUCAAUAUCUGUAACAGAGAAGACAGAGAUCAAGUCAGGCUCCUAUUUGAGAAAAUUGAUACAGUGGUGGCAGCCAACGGAGGAAGACACUUUUCUGCUUCUAAUGUUAAAGAUAUGAAAGAAGAGAUUUUGGCUAUUAGAGAAAGAGCAUCAAAAAGGGCUAAGGGAGUGGUGGAACAAAGAAAAAAAGCUAAAGCAGUGCUUGAAGGUGGAAAAAAGCCACCGGAGCAUUUAAAGCUGCUGUUAAUCGGUGCACAGGGGACAGCGAAAAGUUCAGCUGGUAAUACCAUUCUGGGAGGAAAAGUAUUCAGUGCAAAGUAUAAUGUAGAUGGCAGAACUACACACAGUAAGACAUGCAAACGUCUGGUUAAUGGACGGGAACUCACAGUGGUAGAUUCUCCUGGAUGGUUCUACAUCCAUACCCUUCAGGAAACCAGUGAGAUAGAUAAACUAGAAAUUGAAAGGAGUGUGUAUCUCUGUGCUCCAGGACCACAUGCUGUGCUGCUGGUUAUUCCUCUAACAGCAGCAAUCCAUGCAUCAUAUCUGACAGCUGUCCAGGAACACAUGACUCUGUUUAGAAAAGACAUCUGGAAACACACACUAGUUCUGUUUACUGUGGGUGACUGGUUAGGGGGGAAGACUGUGGAGGAGCGAAUAGAGAGUGAGGAAGGUCUGCAGUGGAUAGUGAACAUGUGUGGGAACAGGUAUCAUGCCCUGAAUAACAUGGAUGAAAGUAAUAGGAUUCAAGUAAAUGAGCUCAUUGAGAAGAUUGAAGAGAUGUGGGCAGGGAAUGAAGAUCCUUGUUAUGAAGUGGACCUGAACCAAGCAGAACAGAUAGAAGCUGAGAAAGAGGCUGGAGACAAGAUGGGCAUUAGGCUGAAGAAGAUUAACGAGAGAAAGUCAAGAGUCCUGAAAGAACUGAUAGGAGGUCAGCCUCUGCCACUCUCUGACAUCAGAAUUGUUCUUCUUGGCCAGAAGUGCUCAGGAAAGGGAAUGACAGGAGACACAAUCCUUUUUAAAAGGGUAUUUGGAACAGCUUUUAAUACAGCUCAGUCAAAAAGGAACCUCCCCCAUGCAACAUGUGUGAAACACGAGGGAGACUUUAAUGGAGUAAAAGUCUCAGUUGUAGAAACACCAGGCUGGUUCUCAGACUCAUCACCACCUGACUGGAUCAAGAAGGAGCUUCUCGAAGGUGUCUCCAUGUGCUUUCCUGGACCUCAUGUUUUUCUCCUGGUUGUUCCGAUCUUCAGAUCUUUCACAGAGAAAGAUCUCAAAGCUCUGGUUGAGGUCUUGAAGCCAUUAAAAGAGAGAGUGUGGAGACACUGCAUGGUGCUGUUUACCUGGGGAGACUGGCUCAGUGACUUCCCUGUAGAGAACUACAUCGUCAGAGAGGGAAAGGUCCUACAAGAACUUCUGGAGAAAUGUGGGAACAGAUACCAUGUAAGAAAUCCUAAUCGUUCUGAUAAUGCUGCUCAAGUCACUGAGCUGUUCCAAAAAAUUAUUGACUUGGUAAAACAAAACAAAGGAUUCUUCACAACUAAAGUCAAACAAAAGAAAAAACAGAAACGCCCUUGGACAGAUAAACAACAGCAAUUCAUAAAGGAGGAGUGGAAUAAGAGGGAGGAGGAGCUAAUUGGGAAAGUGAUGAAAGCUUUAUCAAAUGAACCAGAGGAACCAACGGUGCCCUCGGUAGAGGUGGCACAUAGCAUGAAUGAGUUUUUCAUUCCCGACUUGAGUGGAGAUGAGACCUCAGAAUAUGGGAGCAUUUCGGAGUUUAAGAUUCAACAAGGCCAUGGCCGUGUUGCUGAAUGGCUGACUAAAAAAGUGAGGGAGUCUGAGAUCAGCUCUUGGAGUGGCAACCUUUGUUCCUCAGACACGUCUGUAGAAAACCUUGAUUAAAGUUCUCCAGUUGAUGAAAAUCUUCCAAAAAUGAGUUACCCCCCCACAAGAAAAUAAGGAUGAUGCUUUGAAAAUGCUCCCAAGUCCUUCAGUGAUUAAACCCAGGAACUCUCAUUAGGGCCAAAGAACUGCAGAAGAAAGUUUAUUUAAUAAGUUUUGUCUUUAGAAACAAGCAUCUUUAUCUGUAACAAAUGCAAAAUAAUAUACUGGAAAAAAAAGAAAACAUUAAUUCCAGAAGAAAACAUUUAAACAGCUCCUCAGAGGCACUGGAGGCACUUCUUUGAAAAAGAAGUAUAUUAAUGGUUUAGGUAUGGAAUACCAUCCAUACCAAUGGUUUGACUGAAAUACCAUCAGGUGUAAUCAUCCAGUGAAGAGAGCUGAUCCUUCACCUCGUUAUUUACACGCCAGUCAUUUGACUGAGAAAUGCUCUCAGGUUUGCAGUAACACAGGUCAGCCCUGCCACCAGCAUGGAUCCUCUCUGUAACAGAAGAUCACUCAAACCAGAAAAACCCCAGAAACCCUAACAUAGAUGGGUAUCUAAACUUUAUUAUAUUGAAUAAAACUGUGAGUCUUACUUUCGGUGCAUUAUUAUUGUAAAUAAAAACCUAAAGACAUAGUCUAUUUUGAAUGCCUAAGGGUUAUUUCACUGGUCCAGGUAUAAGUACAAAUAACCAUAUGGGGGUAGGCAGGACAUAAAUAGUUGACAUGAAUGAAAGUUAUUGAUAUUUUAAUUAUUCAUCAACUCUAUAUCGUAAUGAGCGAAUUGAUUCAAGUUUGACCGGAUAAUAAAACUUUUUUUUGUUAUGAUGCAUUGCUGCAGCCAAUACUGAAUUGAAGACACCAAGGAGGAUGCUUUGGAUGUUUUGCUCUGGUGGAAUGAGCAUGCAAAAAUUAGUCGACUGGGAUCAUAUGGGUUUCCAUCUGUACCAAAAGAUGUAUACAUGUCAGUGUAUAUGUUGAUGGUAAUCUGCUGCUGUGUAUUUGUUUAUUUGGGGUGUUGCUUAAUCUUUAAAGAUUUCAAGGAGUGGGACUUUUCACCUUACACUUUUUGGUUCAUGGGUUCAUUUUUGUGAUGAUUGCCAAACAAGGUUGUGAAUCAUAAAAUGUCUCAUUCCAACUUUAAAAAACUACUGAAUUUAUUCAUUAAACCAUUUUUGGAGUUCAGAGUCACACAGUGAGUCUUACUUUUGGUGCAUUAUUAUUGUAAAUAAAAACCUGA
Messenger RNA from Cyprinodon tularosa, 3718 nucleotides. RefSeq names its product GTPase IMAP family member 8-like. The coding region runs from base 61 to 2499 and encodes 812 amino acids. Lineage: Eukaryota; Metazoa; Chordata; Actinopteri; Cyprinodontiformes; Cyprinodontidae. The record is from RefSeq and is a predicted model, not a curated record. Gene Ontology annotation, molecular function: GTP binding. The transcript has 6 exons.